UCGGCUCAAGCAGACACGUCUCAAGCGACAUUUUGUGAGUAGAGAUGGCUGAGGAAGAGGGACAGGAAGUCAUCUUCACUGAGAACACUGCGCCGGACCGCGAGAUUUGGGAUGAGAAGGGUGGUUUGAUCAAGAAGGGCGCGGCGGAGAUUGCCGAACGCGAUCAGGACCACGUGCCGGAAGUGAAGGUCCUGACGACCCUUGGGAUGUUCGCGGUGCCGGUGACGGCGGAGACCACAGUGGGGGAGAUCCGGCAGAAGGUUCAGGAGUGGAAGCCCGAAUAUUCGCUGGAACAGAUCGAGCUGGUCUGCAAGGACAAGGACGCCUGGGGCCCCUUGUUCAACAAGACCUCCCGCCCCCGCGACGACGAUGAGACGGUGGAGUCUCUGUGGAGCGACUGGGACAUUCCGCGACGUAUGAUGCAGGUGGCCCUGUGGAUUAAGGAGAAGAACGAGGAGACUGGUGAGUGGGAGAGCACCUUCUGGAAGAUGUUGGAGGAAUCCAAAUGCGACGAUUGGAGCUUCCAGGGCCACACCAUCUGAGGGACCCCGGAGGUAUCCCAGAACCGUCGAUCUUUUUUUGGGACUCUGUGGCGAGGAGUGAUUCUCCAGACAUUCAUAUAUGGACUGUUGUAUGAUAAAAAAGUGUUGCAAUGAAACCAGCGCUUUAGAAUUUGAAGUCGUUUUCACCUGUGAUUUUCCCAUGUUGAUCAGCUUGCCCAGCUGUGCCGAGCUCUUUAUCAACUGCGCACCAGCCGCACGGCUGGUGCUGAGCCGCUGAGCUGUGUCUCUUCCGAAAA
This is a messenger RNA of Cladocopium goreaui, 799 nucleotides long. NCBI's taxonomy places the organism in Eukaryota, Dinophyceae, Suessiales, Symbiodiniaceae. The record is from the annotation of a GenBank genome assembly.